CCAGCCCUAGGCUUGAUGACUUUUUUUGUUUUAGGUUAAUAUCUGAGUUUGGUUUAGCUAAACAAAUUACUUUUUUAUAUGGUUGAUUUGGAAUGUCAAAUUGAGUAUGUGUUUUCAAGACUCUAACACUCUUUGACUUUAUUGAUCCUCCGUGUGACCGAGGGCAAGGUACGAAGCAAAAUCAUCCCCUUCUGCGUUUAAAGUAGUACGAAAAGUGCAAUGCAGCGUGACAAGAUCAUCUUAAUACGAAGUACGUUUUGAGCAUCAUUGUCGGGAUCAAAGGUUUCUAAGUACAAGGGUUGACCUUGUAAGCUUCUUACUUGAUAAGACCCGGAGCUCGUAAAAGUCUAGGUUCUUUUGACAAAAAUUGCGCAGUCACAAUCUUUUUAGGUUUUUUUUUUUUUUUGAAUUUUCUCUCAACAACUAAAAAAAGUAAAGUUACGACGGAUUGGAGUGUAAUCUCACACUUAGGAGAAGACUCUAUCAAUAUGAGGGUAGAGGCUCGACCACGAUUAAGGUGAUUACUUGAUUAAUACGAAACAAACACUCAGGAAAUUAAAGGUCAUCAAUUCACAAGAGCAAUUUCAAAAGUAAAAACUAAACGAGCCAAAAAUGAUUUUUUCUAUUGAACAUCCAUCUCUCUCAAACCAGAGUUUACAACCCUUUAAAUAGGUCUGAAAAAUAAAACUAAUGAAAGUACAAAAAAGGAAAAAGGAAUUCUAAGCGAAAAAGGUAACUAAAACUCGUUAGGGCCAAAUCCCAUAUCGUGCAGCAUAAAAUCCCCCAUCGGGGAUUAGCACCCCCAUGAGGCCAUGACCGGGGGUCAUUCUGAUCUCAUUUCCCUCUCGCGAACGUCAGAUUCCCUAUAAGGGAUUUUAACCCACAUGAUAAGGAAUUUUUCCUGAUCACCAUACAAUCUUUAUGCUGCUCGUUUGGUGUCCAGAAAACUUCAAUCUUCUCAACCAACGUUUUCGCGACCUUUAAUUGAACUUAUAAUUUGAUGUCCAAUUCCAAACUUUCCUUGAAUGCCUCCCCAGCAAAACGAGUAAGCCUCCAAGUAGGUACCACAGACUGUUUCCCAGACUUAGCCAAAUUUCUAUCUUCUUCUUUCUUUGACUUGGUUUCUUCUUUGAACAUCAAUGGAAAUGGUUUUGGGUCACAAUUCAGGAUCACAUCUUUACUACCUAAGAUUGAAAGUCACGUGUCACCGUGAAGAUCUAGUGAGGAGAAGAAUGUUGAGCCUAGGUUUGUUUGUGGACAAGAAAUGUUCAAGUGUGGCGUUAUUUAAUUAAGCAUAAUUAAUAUUCUUACCGUGGUAAGAUCCUUGGUCCCAUAAUUUUUAUAAAUAUUAAAAAAAGACCGAAUUGAUUUUAUAGCCGGACCAGACUAAACCCUAAUCGAAAGCAAUGAUGAUUCAACAAUUGAUCCUAAACUUCACCGUUGCAGACAAAAAAUUGAUCGAGCGGUUCUUCCACUAGUCUUCAAUUUAAAGGUUCCGCAUUUGAACAACUAACAAUUAAAAUAAACUGAUAUCACCCUAACGAAAUAAAAUAAAAUAAAAAAGUUGUUUUCAUUGUGUUUCCACUAGCAGCAUACCCUCCACCUAGGGAUGGCAAUCAAACCCAUGGCCGCGGGUAUCCGACCGCCCCCGACCCAGUCAACGCGGGUAAUCUCCGCAUUGAUCGGAUAUAGGACGGGUAUGGGUAAAACCCGCAAAAAGUUUGAUGGGUAUGGGGCGGGUAUGGGUUUAGCCUCCUCCGACCCAUACCCAUACCCAUACCCGCCCCACCAAAAAUAUUUCUUCACAUAUAAAAUGUACAUUAAUUAAAUUGUAAUCUAUCAUUAAUAGCAAGGGUAACUCAUGAAAAUAAAUAGUAGAAAUACAAUUGAGUGACCACCCAAAUCAAAACAUAAUUCAUUUCCUCCAAAUCUCUCUUCAUUCUUUGACUUUUUCCCUCAUGUUUACAACAUUUUGUUAGUAAAACAUUAUGUUAGUAAGUUAUUUAUUACUUAAUAGAUGUACCAAAGUCAGAGAAUAAUGAUUUGGUUUAUAUUGUUACUCUAUCUUAUGGAUUAUUGGAUGUUUUAGAAUAAGAUGCUUAGAGUAGUAUUAAGAAUGAUUGUUUCUUUGUCGACUUUAUGAAAUAGUAGGUGCGUUUAGUAUUAUAAUUGAAAUUUUUGUAUGUAAAAUUUUAGCUAUUAUAAUGUAGGAAGUACGGGGCAUGUAUUACCCAUGGGUACCCAAAACCCACGGGUAUGGGGAUGGGUUUGCAAAUCCUUCCCCUGCAUGGGUAUGGAGCGAGUAUGGAUUUGAAUAUUUGAAAGGGGGGAUGGAGAUGGUUUAGGCAAACCCGCCCCAAACCCACCCAACCUCCACCGUGUAUUCGUGUUCGUGUACUCUCGCUGUACUAUAAGUUUUGUGUACUGGCACUAGCAGUGAGGCAUAACAUUUUACACCUUCCUUCCAUUCCUCAUAGCCACACAAAAUUUCACCUCACACCCUCAAAUCCUUCAUCUGAUCAUCUCCACCUCACACCAUCAUAUCCCAACACCCCUCACCACGUGUCACUCAACAAUUGGCGAAAUCUAACGCGUUCGCUCCACGUCAGCCUCCACCUCACCACACCCACGGCAGCAAAUCGCCAGAGUCAUCAUCAUCAUCAGUUUUCACCUUCCAGCCAUUCAUCCAUCAUCAUCUAGUCCAUUCCAGAAACAAGCACUAGAAGAAGAAAAAAACGUCUAGUCUUUUUGGUUCAUGGUGGUUCAAGCUUCCGCAUUGCUGAUAAUAGUGUAGCAUUAAUCCCUCUUGGAAAACUAUGCCAUGGAGGCCCUCAAUGCAGCAAGCUUGACACCACUAUCUCUGCUCCGCAACAGAAGGGGAAGAAGACAGACCCAGACGCAUUUCUCCUUCCUUCCAACUACAAUCAUCUCAUCGUCUUCAACCCACAAAUCAUCGACGAGCUCUGCCUCUUCCAGCACUAAGCCGGCACCAGCUGCCAUCCAUGGCGGUCUAAUGCUACUCUCCUCCCUCCUCGGCACCUCCCUCGCCAAAGCUUUAACCUACGAGGAAGCUCUGCAGCAAACGAUCGGCGGCGGCGGCGGCGGAGGGGACUCUGGUUUUGAUGUGAAUGGGUUUGUGGACAGCAUAAUCGGGUUCGGAACCGAUAACCCAAUUGUGGUUGCUGGAGGAGCUGCUGCUGCCUUGGGGGUUCCUCUGGUUCUGUCUCUGUUUCAAAAGUCGCCCAAAUCGUUUGGGAUUGAGUCUGCUAAAAAGGCUUAUGCGGUGCUGGGUGAAGAUCCCACUGCUCAAUUGCUUGAUAUCAGAGCUCCUGCGGAGUUGAGGCAAGUGGGUACUCCUGAUGUUAAGGGUUUGGGGAAGAAGACGGUGCCGAUUGCUUAUAAGAGUGAGGACAAGCCUGGUUUCUUGAAGAAGUUAUCUUUGAAGUUCAAGGAACCAGAAAACACCACAUUGUUCGUUUUGGACAAGUUCGAUGGGAACUCUGAAUUGGUUGCGGAAUUGGUAUCUGUAAAUGGAUUCAAAGCUGCUUAUGCGAUAAAAGAUGGGGCAGAAGGACCCAAGGGCUGGUUGAGUAGCAGUCUUCCCUGGACAGCACCAAGUAAAGGAUUGAGUUUCGAUUUGAGCAAUUUGACAGAGGCUCUCAGUGGUGUGGUUGGAGAGGGCGUUGAUGCCUCGUCUCUCGCUUUAGGAGCUGCAGCCGCUGCUGGCUUGGGUGCUCUGGCUUUCACAGAGGUAGAAACGCUACUCCAACUACUAGGCUCAGCAGCAAUCAUCCAGUUCGCGAGCAAGAAACUCCUGUUUGCAGAGGACCGGAAGGAAACUCUUAAACAAGUUGAUGAAUUCUUGACUACAAAGGUUGCACCAAAGGAGCUUCUCGGUGAGAUACAGCAAAUUGGGCAAGCUCUUCUCCCAUCAACCGGAAAUAGCAAAUCGCUUCCUGCACCAGUUGAGUCCAGUCCAGCACCCGCUACUAGUACUGAAGAGACUAUUCAGAAAGCAGAAGCAACUGUUGCAGAACCACCUCCCCAGGUCAAUGAAGAGACUAUUCCGAAAGCAGAAGCAACUGCUGCAGAACCACCUCCCCUGGUCAAUUCCGCACCAAAACCAGAAGUUAAAGCAGAAUCGGUUCCUGGUUCAUCAAGGCCACUGUCACCUUAUCCAUCAUAUCCAGAUUGGAAGCCUCCAGCAUCACCUUCUCCAUCAAAGCCCUGAAAUGUGAAUGAUCUUGCGGAUUUCUCCACAGAAUGGUUUUCUCCUGCAGAAUAUGCGGAGCUAGAAGAAAGAUUCCAUGUCAUAUAGCGUGAGAGUUAAGAGCCAUUAAAAAUGGGAUCAAACUUGUACUGUUAGUGUAUGUUAUGAAGUUCCACGGGAAUUCAGUAGUACUUUUCAUUAUUGUUGUAUAAGAACUUGUACCAUGCCAAUCGAAUUACAUGGGCUGAUCGUGUAAAUCUGUUGGAGAGAAAUAAGCAAGGAAACAUAGGUUAACACAAAGGGGAUAUGUAACAGGAAGCCUGAGACUCGGGCUUUCUUAUCGCACUCCCACAAGUUGAGGGUUGGUGGCCUUCAAUUUGGCACAGAAGUGGUGAAACCGUAGGCGGGGAAGGGGCUUGGUGAGAACUCCAACUGUUAGCUUGACACCAAAAGUUGAAGCCCUCGAUCCAUAACUACUCUGAUACCAUGACGAAUUUAGCGAAGCGAUUGAAUGCAAAACACAAAUUACGUGAUUUAUCCUUGCAGAAUACAAGACCUCCGUGGGA
This is a messenger RNA of Linum trigynum, 4776 nucleotides long. Lineage: Eukaryota; Viridiplantae; Streptophyta; Magnoliopsida; Malpighiales; Linaceae. The record is from the annotation of a GenBank genome assembly.